Messenger RNA from Fonsecaea multimorphosa CBS 102226, 639 nucleotides. RefSeq lists its product as uncharacterized. The transcript has a single exon. The record is from RefSeq and is a predicted model, not a curated record. The coding region runs from base 1 to 639 and encodes 212 amino acids. Lineage: Eukaryota; Fungi; Ascomycota; Eurotiomycetes; Chaetothyriales; Herpotrichiellaceae.
AUGUCAAAAGCCGUUUUCUCGCCCAGCGAUCCAGCCUCGCCUCUGUCGAUAUCACCUCAUGAAACCGCUGUCUUGCUCAUGGACUAUCAAAGCAUGACCCUUGCGACGGUUGGGGAUGUGGCGGCCACCGGUGUCAUAAACAUUGCGUCACAGAUGCGCGACUGGGCACUCCAUAAAGAGAUGACCGUCUUCCACUGCCUCGUCGAUGCCUCGCCCGGUUCAAAGCCUCCAAAUUAUUCGAGGAUCUCGGCUAUAUGGAAGAUGUACGAAGCCCAAUUUGUUGAAAUGCCUUGGCUGGCCCAUGAACCGGAGACACUGGCGGCCAGAAAACAUGUCGAUCGGGAGCUCACCGUGCUGAGAACACCGGGCUCCAUCUCGGCCCUUGAGUCGCAUGGACUGAUGAAUAUGUUGAAAGAAAAGGGAAUCAAAUCGCUCAUCAUCGGUGGGAUCAGCACUUCUGGCUGUGUCCUGAGUACUGCUCGCGCCGCGACAGAUCAUGGGUACAUCGUGACUGUGAUGGAGGACGCAUGUUUUGAUCCAGUUCCGGGCUUGCAUGGCAUGCUGGUCACACAUGUCUUGCCAGUCAGCGCUCACGUGGCGACAUCGUGGGAAAUUCAGAACGCAUGGAAGAUUCUAUAG